Molecule: messenger RNA, 1736 nt
Organism: Canariomyces notabilis
Lineage: Eukaryota; Fungi; Ascomycota; Sordariomycetes; Sordariales; Chaetomiaceae
Exons: 4
Coding region: 132-1505 (457 amino acids)
Molecular function (GO): pyridoxal phosphate binding; molybdenum ion binding; catalytic activity
Source: RefSeq, a predicted model, not a curated record
GCAUACUCCGUACAUACAUAGAUCCAUUGAAGGCUGGCGGCUGCCCCAUCUCCAGAGGCCCAAGUGAGUUAGGAAGCAGCAUUGCAGCAGACGCCGACAUAUCGGCAAUGGAGGUAAUGGAGGGGGAAAGCAUGGUGCUGCCAAGCGGCCCAGUUCUUGACGCUUCCAGCGCUUUUCUACUUCUCGUCACUGUCUUGGUCUUUCUCUUGCCUCUGUUCACCUACUUUCCGCCCGUUCCGCCUUCGCAGCGUGAUGCGCUCCUUGAAACACAUUCCCCAAUCGGCCUGAAGCCUGGGGAUUCCGGCCUACAGAGCAAGCAACGAGGCCAUGUAGAGGCUAACGGUAGUUCUGCGAAGAGCAUGAGCGGCGGGAAACUCAAAGCCCACUGCGAGAUCCGCAGUCUCUGCAUCUACCCCGUCAAGUCGUGCAAGGGCAUUGAGGUUCGCCAGAGCAAGGUGCUGCCAACAGGCCUCGAGUUUGACCGUCUAUACACGUUUGCGCAGCUCAAGAGCCCCUUUCCCCUCGGCGUGCAGGCCACCGACGAGGAAAAGGAGGCGCACAAGUGGGAAUUUAUCACCCAGCGGCAGUUCCCUCUGCUUGCUACCGUUCAGGUAGACCUCUACCUCCCCGACGCCAUCAAGGCCAACGGACGCUCCACCAAGGUUUCUGAUGCAUUUCUUCUCGUCCGCUUCCCGUGGCAAGAACCCGGUCUGCGUGGGGCGUUGAGCUGGGUGGCCGCCAAGAUCGCACGAGGCCGGCACGCGCAGCCGGAAAAGGAGUUGCUCUUGCCCGUUGCCUUCCCUCGGCCGGACGAAAUCGAAGCCCGGGGCUAUGCCUAUGAGCAGGUCACCAUCUGGCGGGAAUCGGUCACGGCACUCAACAUGGAGGCAGAUCUGCCCCAAGAGCUUAGGCUCUACUUGGGCGUGAGUAACAGGCUCGGCAUCUUUCGCAUCGACCCGGACCGAUUAAGACCCGUCUACCGCUGCGCACCGACCGUGGACGAGGCUGGCUACCAGCCAGUUACCGGCUUUCAGGAUGCUUAUCCGCUGCAUCUCUUGAACCUCUCUAGCGUUCGAGAUUUGGAUGGCAAAAUUGACAAGGACGAAGCCAUCCGGGACCUUGAUCCUCGAAGAUUUCGCGCCAACAUCAUAGUGGAUAGCGGUGAUACCCCUUACGAUGAAGAAACCUGGAAGAAGAUUCGGUUCACGCCCGGGCCUAGCAGCAAGCGCGGUGCCUCGACAUUCCAUGUGUCUUGCCGGACUGUCCGCUGCAAAAUGCCCAACGUUGACCCAGAUAAUGGACAUCGGCAUGCAGUGGAGCCGGACAGGUCCCUGAGGAAGUAUAGAGAGGUCGACGAGGGCGCCAGGCAUAAAGGAUGCCUCGGGAUGCAACUCACGCCUUUAUUUGACGAGACUGCCUCGCCCGAAGAUAUGGAAAGUUGGGUCGAGGUGGGAAUGUGCGUCGAGGUGCUCGAGCAAGGUAGCCAUUUCUAUAUUCCGCAGUAGACCAACUAGAGAGGGUAGCAGAGCGGACAAGCAGAUAGAGCGCUGCGCACAUCUAACAGGAAUCGACUGGAACUCAAAUGAAACACAGACCCCACCAGGCAUAACACUCCUCAAGGGCAUGAUCCUCCAUCCACGGUCGUAACAAAAUCUUUCGUCAUCGUGGUCCAUCAAGGAAAGAGAAAACCCACAGCUUGGAAUCGCAAGCUUGCGACACGGGAAAAGGACAUUGAC